AUGCAUAGGGGCUGCAGAUGCCAACGUCGAUCUUUAUUCCUGAUGUUGAUCUUCACUCGCCCCUCCUUCCCUGGCUCUUGGAACUGACGUCCAGGAGCCGCAGUGGAUUCCACUCGUGCCCUUGUAGGGCGGCCAAUCACGUGCGGAGAAGGGGCGGGGCCUAUUUCUACCGUUGGAAUAACGGUCACUUCCUUCAGCCUCGGUGGGGCGGGUUUUGCCAGCUGGUCCCUCUGAGAGCAGGGGACCAAAGAUACCAAUCCAAGAUGGAUAAAAAGAAAAGAGGACGCCAAAAAUCACUGGUAUCUCGUCUCCAGCUUACACCAGAGAAUACUAAAGUACCACAUAUGGUUGAAGGAAAGUUUAUUAAGCCCAAACAAGCUUCUAUGGAAGAUGUUUCAUCUGCGAUUCCAUCUGAGCUUCGCACAGCUGUUUACAGAGCAGAGGGCUCAAAAAAACACAAAGUCAAAGCAGAAGAAGGCAAAAUGGGUUUUGCAUAUGUUUUCUCAAAAAUACAUAAGGAAAAGAUAAAACCAAUUGUUGGUCAAUGUACUGAAUUGACUGAAUGGGAUCAGCACCAGAGCAUGGAAUACUCUGAACUGGGAGAUAUGAAUGAAGAAUCCAGCUAUAUUAGUGAUGUAUCAACUGAUAUUUCCAUUGAAAGUAAAGAGAUGGAUGCCAUUCACUCAUGA
Molecule: messenger RNA, 689 nt
Organism: Podarcis raffonei (Aeolian wall lizard)
Lineage: Eukaryota; Metazoa; Chordata; Lepidosauria; Squamata; Lacertidae
Exons: 5
Coding region: 18-689 (223 amino acids)
Source: RefSeq, a predicted model, not a curated record